AUGGUUUACACGCUCUCAACCCCCGAUGGCUACGGCUACGUCGUCCUCGUCGCGCUGGGAGCGAUCCCGCUUCUCUCGAAUAUCCAAGGCAAUGUGGUGACGUUCCUGCGCAAACCGGCAAAGGUCCCAUAUCCGAACGCGUAUGCGUCGCAUGAGCAAGCAAAGGAGAGCCAAGAUGCCUACAAAUUCAACUGCGCCCAAAGAGCGCACGCCAACUUGCUCGAGAAUAUGCCUCAGACUAUGGCUACCAUGCUCUUCGCGGGAUUGGAGUAUCCCACCGCAACAGCAGCGCUGGGAUUGGGGUGGGUACUGGCUCGCGCUCUGUAUGCCUUCGGGUACAUCAAGUAUAACAGGAGGUAUGGCUUGGGUGGGGGUGUAUUCUGGCUGUGUCAGGGAGGUAUUUGGGCAAUGUGCUGUGCAACAGCACUGAAGAUGCUUUAG
Molecule: messenger RNA, 441 nt
Organism: Cladophialophora yegresii CBS 114405
Lineage: Eukaryota; Fungi; Ascomycota; Eurotiomycetes; Chaetothyriales; Herpotrichiellaceae
Product: glutathione S-transferase
Exons: 2
Coding region: 1-441 (146 amino acids)
Cellular component (GO): endoplasmic reticulum; nuclear envelope; membrane
Molecular function (GO): glutathione transferase activity; glutathione peroxidase activity
Source: RefSeq, a predicted model, not a curated record